ACAGAUCAAUACAGUAGAUAAAGCACAGUACGAUAAGAUAAGAGGAAGAGUAGCAGUACUGAUGGCUACUCUUAGAGCAGAGCAGGCUGUGUCCCGUGAGCGUGCUACUCAAGUUAACGAGCUGAUGGGGAUUAAGACAGGACUAGAAACUCAGCUCUCCACUCUCCAGUCCGCUCUAAAAUCAGACAACUCUCAUCUUCUCAAACAGCUGGCUCAACAGCACCAACAGGACCAGGAUACGCGUGAUGAGCUAGUGAGAUACUACAAGUCUGCUGAGCAGGAACUGGUGAGGAGACUAGAUCACGUGGUAAAUGAGCACUCCCAGUGUCACAACAUGAGACGUAAAGUACAGUCUCUCAAACAACAGCUCGCUGUUGAAAAGACAGCUCAGAAUCCAAACACUGAACUGGCACAGAAAGUUGAAACUUCAGCUGUUCAGAUCCAAUCUCUGGAGAAACAGGUUAAUAACCUAGAGCGAGCUAAUACGAAACUAGAAAGCUCCGCAACGAAGCUAAUGGAGGAGAACGCAGAUUUAGUUGAGAGACUGAACAAUACAGAACAUCAGAUACAUCUGGCGCUACAGGAAACUAUCAAGACGAAGUCUCAAAAAGUGGCGAUUUGUAAAGUUCUAGAAAAUGUGGUAAACGUCGUUACGACAGCAGCUUAACACGGACUACUAGUAACUACUAUUAAGUACUAGUAACUAUUAGUAACUACUAGUAAUUACUACUAGUAACUACUAGUAACCACAAAUAACUACUAGUAACUACUAACUACUAGUAACUAUUAGUAACUAUUAGUAACUAUUAGUAAUUACUACUAGUAACUACAAGUAACUACUAGUAACUACUAGUAACUACUAGUAACUACUAGUAACUACUAGUAACUACUAGUAACUACUAGUAACUACUAGUAACUACUAGUACACACCUUUAACCUUUAACCUUUAGUGAUGUUUAGAUAGGGUAUGUUUGAGACAUUUGAUAUAGAAAAUAGUUUAUUUUAAUAGUUUUAAUAGUAUAUCAGGUAUAGAGGGUUUAUUUUUAACUCUGGCUGACACUUGUUUCCUUGACAGAGCUGCUUAACCAAAAAUUUAUUUUGAUUUUUACGUUUAAUACGUUUUAUUGUAUUAUUUGAUAAUGUAUACAGAUGAAUUUGUAAUAAAUAAGUUAUUUUCUAACUUAUUUUCAUUAA
Molecule: messenger RNA, 1194 nt
Organism: Bolinopsis microptera
Lineage: Eukaryota; Metazoa; Ctenophora; Tentaculata; Lobata; Bolinopsidae
Exons: 6
Coding region: 62-667 (201 amino acids)
Source: RefSeq, a predicted model, not a curated record